UAUCCGUCCCCGUCCACACAACACACGCGAGAGCGCGGAGCAUUAGCGAUAGUACUGCCUCUGCGUCCACCAAAUCCUAGUAGUAAUGGAGGCCACUCUUCUGAGCGUGGGCAAGACCGUGCUGAAUGGGGCUAUUGGCUACGCACGGUCCACCAUCGCCGAGGAGGUUGCUUUGCAGCUCGGAGUGCGGCGGGAUCAGGCCUUCAUCACCGAUGAGCUGGAGAUGAUGCAGGGUUUCCUUAUGGCCGGGAACGCCGAGGGAAACAACAGCGAGGUCGUCACGAUCUGGGUCAAGCAAGUCAGGGACGUGUCCUACGAGGUAGAGGACUGCCUCCUGGACUUCGCUGUCCGUCUAGAGAAGCAAUCUUGGUGGCGAAUCCCUCGCACGCUGCUGGAUCGGCGUCAUGUCGCCCAGCGGAUGCUGGAGCUCCGGGUGAAGGUUGAAGAAGUCAACAAGCGAAACUUGCGCUACAACCUCGUCAACGGCGCCUCUGGCUCCAAUCCCACCUCCGCCGCCGCCAACAGGCCGAUGUUUGGCGUUGACGAGUCAAGGCGUGUCGCUAUGCUCGACAAGGCAAAUGCGAAUCUGGUCAAACUCAUCAACAAGAAGGAUCAUGACCUUAGAGUGAUCGCAUUGUGGGGAACCGGCGGUGAUCUCGGUCUGGUGUCCAUCAUCAGAGCAUCCUACGAGGAUACGGAUCUCAAACUGAAGUUCCCAUGUCGAGCAUGGGUCAGGGUGAUGCAUCCUUUCAGUCCAAAGCAAUUUGUGCAGACAUUACUCAGGCAGUUCCGCACAGCCGUCCUAGGUGUUGACGUUCUGCUGGAGACGGAGAAGACAGGGCAAGAUUUGGCUCAGGAGUUCAAAAGAUACAGUAUGUCAAUGAAAAGAGUUACCUGAUUGUGCUGACUGACUUGUCUACCGUUGAAGACUGGGACCAAAUUAAAGCAUGUUUCCCAAACAACAAGAAAGGAAGCCGGAUAAUUGUGUCUACAGUGCACGCUGAGGUUGCAAGCUUAUGUGUAGGGCAAAGAAGCAU
Messenger RNA from Triticum aestivum (bread wheat), 1037 nucleotides. Its product is annotated as disease resistance protein PIK6-NP-like. NCBI's taxonomy places the organism in Eukaryota, Viridiplantae, Streptophyta, Magnoliopsida, Poales, Poaceae. The coding region runs from base 86 to 898 and encodes 270 amino acids. The record is from RefSeq and is a predicted model, not a curated record. The transcript has a single exon.